AUGGAGGCGGCAGGUGCGCUAGCAAGCUUGGCUCCGUCGCCCAUCACGGUGUUGGGGCUCAUACCACUCCUGGCUCUGGGCAUCACCUACUUCAGAUACCAACAGUUCGACCCGGAGUCGUAUAUCACAGACGUCAAUGCGGUGCUGCCGUUGUACGAUUUCGUGAUAGUGGGCGGGGGCUCGGCGGGCGCGGUGGUGGCCUCACGGCUGUCCGAGAUCGGCAACUGGACGGUGCUGCUGCUGGAGGCCGGCAUCGACGAAACCGAGAUCUCCGACAUCCCCGCGCUCGCCGGAUACACGCAGCUCUCUGACAUGGACUGGAAGUUCCAGACGACUCCCUCCAACAACCGCUCCUACUGCCUCGCCAUGAACGGCGACCGCUGCAACUGGCCCCGCGGCAAGGUGCUCGGCGGCUGCAGCGUCCUCAACGCGAUGGUCUACGUCCGCGGCAACCGCAACGACUACGAUCUGUGGGAAGCACUCGGCAACGACGGCUGGUCCUACGACCAAGUGUUACCCUACUUCCUGAAGUCCGAGGACAACCGUAACCCGUAUCUGGUUAACACGCCGUACCAUCAAGCUGGAGGGUAUUUGACGGUGCAAGAAGCGCCUUGGCGGACGCCUCUGUCUGUUACCUUCCUGAAGGCUGGCAUGGAGCUCGGUUACGAGAACAGGGACAUCAACGGCGCGAAGCAGACCGGGUUCAUGUUGACGCAGGCGACCAUGCGGCGCGGCAGCCGCUGCAGCACUGCCAAGGCGUUCCUCCGCCCCGUCAGACAGAGAGAAAAUUUACACAUCGCACUCGGAGCUCAGGUUACACGAAUACUCAUCAAUCCUGUCAAAAAGCAAGCCUACGGUGUUGAAUUUAUAAGAAAUGGUCAGAAGCAAAAAGUUAGAAUCAAGAGAGAAGUGAUCAUGUCCGCUGGCGCGAUAAUGACGCCAAAACUUAUGAUGUUGAGUGGCAUAGGACCGGCUGAUCAUUUGAGGGAGCACGGGAUACCGUUAGUAGCGAACCUGAAGGUAGGCCACAACUUGCAGGACCACGUCGGUCUUGGUGGACUGACCUUUGUCGUAAACAAACCUGUAACAUUCAAGAAAGACCGCUUCCAAACCUUUGCUGUGGCGAUGAACUACAUUCUGUACGAGAAGGGACCGAUGACAACCCAAGGAGUGGAAGGUCUAGCAUUUGUGAACACAAAAUACGCGCCGACUUCUGGCAACUGGCCUGACAUUCAGUUCCACUUCGCGCCCAGUUCGGUGAAUUCUGACGGCGGCGAACAGAUUCGCAAAAUCCUGAACUUGAGGGACAGAGUGUACAACACCGUGUACAAACCGAUAGAAGACGCUGAGACUUGGACGAUCCUGCCACUUCUACUGCGCCCGAAGAGUUCCGGCUGGGUGAAGCUCCGCAGCAAGAACCCCUUCACGCCGCCGUCGAUCGAGCCCAACUACUUCGCUUACAAGGAAGACAUACAGGUCUUAGUUGAGGGAAUUAAAAUAGCGAUGGCGAUAUCCAACACGACCGCUUUCCAAAGGUACGGGUCGCGGCCCCUCAACAUUCCCAUGCCGGGAUGCCAGCACCACACGUUGUUCAGUGACGAGUACUGGGAGUGCUGUAUUAAACACUUCACUUUCACCAUUUACCAUCCGACAGGAACUUGCAAGAUGGGUCCUAAGCACGACCAGGACGCGGUAGUAGACCCGAGGUUGCGCGUGCACGGGGUCGCCAACCUGCGGGUGGUUGACGCGAGUGUUAUGCCCACAAUUAUAAGCGGUAACCCCAAUGCUCCCGUCAUCAUGAUCGGUGAGAAAGCCUCCGACAUGAUCAAGGAGGACUGGCUUGCGUUAUGACAGAACGAGUGAGUUAAUUGAGACAAGGUCGCAACGUUGGCUCGGUCAACGUAGAAAGUUCGAUCUUUUGACAUUUAAACAUUAUACCUGCGAGAUGUAACAAGCGCUUAUGAAAGUUCAACAAACAACAAACAAAAUAUACUGUGUUAAAACUGUGUAUGAGUGUGUGUGAAAUACUCCAAAUUCGAACUAUUGAAAACAACUAUUUAUAUCCCAAGAUACUCUUAGUGUUUGCUAGUGCUAGUACCUAAGUAGAGUUACGGUGUAAAUAGACAUUUUAAGGACUAUAUUUUGUGUUCUAAAAUAUUGAGUCUUAGUUAUAUUGUAAUGUGAAUUACCUAUUAGUUUGUAUUUAAUAAAAUUAUACGUUUUAAAAAUAAA
Pectinophora gossypiella (pink bollworm) is the source of this 2232-nucleotide messenger RNA. Its product is annotated as glucose dehydrogenase [FAD, quinone]-like. NCBI's taxonomy places the organism in Eukaryota, Metazoa, Arthropoda, Insecta, Lepidoptera, Gelechiidae. The record is from RefSeq and is a predicted model, not a curated record. The transcript is spliced from 2 exons. Bases 1 to 1851 code for a protein of 616 amino acids. Gene Ontology annotation, molecular function: flavin adenine dinucleotide binding; oxidoreductase activity, acting on CH-OH group of donors.